This is a messenger RNA of Budorcas taxicolor (takin), 8499 nucleotides long. RefSeq lists its product as uncharacterized. Gene Ontology annotation, biological process: regulation of DNA-templated transcription. NCBI's taxonomy places the organism in Eukaryota, Metazoa, Chordata, Mammalia, Artiodactyla, Bovidae. The record is from RefSeq and is a predicted model, not a curated record. The transcript is spliced from 13 exons.
AUGGACCAUGAAUUCGUGACAUUCAGGGAUGUGGUCAUCAGCUUCUCUCAGGAGGAGUGGGAAUAUCUGGAUUCUGUUCAGAGGGACUUGUACUGGGAUGUGAUGAUGGAAAAUUACAGCAACUUGGUCUCAUUGGAAAUUUUCUUUCCCUUUCUUUCCGACUUGGAAUCCAAGUAUGACACAAAGACUUUAUCUGUAGAGAAGGACAUUCUUGAAAAAAAUAAUUCUCAGUGGGAAGUAAUAGAAAACAGUAAAUUAGUUGGCCUUCACAACUCCAGUUUUAGAAAUGAUUGGCAAAGCCAAAGGAAGAUUGAAGUACAAAGACCUGAAGUGGGAUGUUUCAGUCAAAUAGAAAUCAUCUCUGAAAAGGUGCCCAGUUACAGAAAUCACACAUUUCUUACAUUACAUCAGAGAUUUCAUGAUAGCAAGAAGCCCUUGAAAUAUAAGCAGUAUGGGAAGGUCCUUAGUUGUGCAUUAAGCAUUGAUGAAUAUGAGAAAAUACAUAGUGGUAAAAAAACCUCUGAAUGUAGUAAAUAUUGGGAAACCUUUGGAGUAGAUGAACCCCAUACCCUACAACUGAAUAUUCAUACUGGUGUGAAACCUUGUAAAUGUAUGGAAUGUGGAAACGUAUUUAGUUUUUAUGAAGCCCUUAGUGUACACCGUGAUAAUCAGAAGUGCUAUAAAUAUAAGGAAUAUGGAAGGACUCUUAGAAGAAUUGAAGAAAUCACUUCAUUUCAAAGAAUUCAGGAUUGUAAGAAACCCUAUGAAUGCACUUUCUGUGGGAAAUCUUUUAGAGUGCAUGCACAACUUACUAGACAUCAGAAAAUCCAUACUGAUGAGAAACCUUACAAAUGUAUGGAAUGUGGCAAGGAUUUUCGAUUUCAUUCACAGCUAACCGAACAUCAGAGAAUUCAUACUGGUGAGAAACCAUACAAAUGUAUUCAAUGUGAGAAGGUCUUUAGAAUUAGUUCACAGCUUAUUGAACAUCAGAGAAUUCAUACUGGUGAAAAACCGUAUGCAUGUAAACAAUGUGGGAAGACUUUUGGAGUCUGUAGAGAACUUGCUCGACAUCAAAGAAUUCAUACUGGUAAGAAACCCUAUGAAUGCAAGGCAUGUGGAAAGGUCUUUAGAAAUAGUUCAUCCCUGACCAGACAUCAGAGAAUUCAUACUGGCGAGAAACCAUAUAAAUGUAAGGAAUGUGGGAAAGCUUUUGGAGUAGGUAGUGAACUUACUCGACAUCAGAGAAUUCACAGUGGUCAGAAACCUUAUGAAUGUAAAGAGUGUGGGAAGUUCUUUAGACUUACUUCAGCUCUUAUUCAACAUCAAAGAAUUCAUAGUGGUGAGAAACCAUAUGAAUGUAAGGUAUGUGAGAAGGCUUUUAGACACAGUUCAGCCCUUACUGAACAUCAGAGAAUUCAUACUGGAGAGAAACCUUAUGAAUGUAAAGCAUGUGGGAAGGCCUUUAGACAUAGUUCAUCCUUUACAAAACAUCAGAGAACUCACAAUGGUAAGAAACCCUAUGAAUGUAAGGAAUGUGGUAAUGCUUUUAGUAUGAGCAGACCUCUCGAUGUUUCACCUCCAAUCUCCCUUGCAAGGCGUCAGUGGUCAGGAACAGCUCAGAGACUAACACCCAGCUCCCGUACCGCUCCGCGCAGAGCCGCCGGCCUGAAUACGCGGCGACCUCUGGGAAAGCCUCAGACCGUGCCCUGGAAUUUUCUGGCGCUGGCUUGCACCGUGGUUCCUAGUUGGAGUCAGCCCCAACUACGGGUGAGCUUGAACCGAGCUUAUUACCACUGCCUUCUCCCAGAGGUAGCUGGCACAGGUAGAGUAUUACCUAAGUCAGGAGUCUCGGGCAAUAUACACUCCUCCCUGAAUCAGGGAGAUAGUCCCACAGGCUCGGGUGGAGUUGAGAAGGCGCGAAAGCUGACUCGAACCACCGAAACUUCUGGGAAAUGUAGUCCACAAUCAGAAAAGUGGACGCCCGACCAAUAUCGACCGAUUCCGCCCGGUAUUGAGCCCGGGCUCGGUGGAGCCCAGGAGACCUCUGGGAAUGCUCACCAGCCGGCAGUGCGCAGGCGCAAGCUGUCUGGCUCGCCAUCGUCGUCUUUGUCUGCUGGUGAGUUUGGUUUUGGUUCUGCGAAGCGUAGAUCUGGAUAUCUGAGAAUUAUUAUUGGAGAGAAACCAUCUGCAUAUAUUGAAUGUGGGAAAGCUUUCAUCCAUGUAUCAAAUCUCCUUCAGCGUGAUCAAAUUCAUACUGAAGAGAAACUGUAUGAAUGCAAUGAAUGUGGAAAAACAUUUAGUCUGAAGCAAAACCUCAUAGAGCAUAAGAAAAUGCAUACUGCAGAGAAAUCACAUGAAUGUACUGAAUGUGGUAAAGUGUUCUCUCGAGUCUCAUCCCUUACUCUACAUUUGAGAAGUCAUACAGGAAAGAAAUCAUAUCAGUGUAAUAAAUGUGGGAAAGCCUUUAGCCAGAAAGGAAACUUGCUUACUCAUCAAAAACAUCAUACUGGAGAGAAACCUUAUGAAUGUGGGAAAGCUUCUAUUCAGAUGUCAAGCCUUAUUAAACAACAGAGAAAUCAUAUUGGAAACAAACCCUAUGCAUGUAAGGAAUGUGGCAAAGCCUUCAGUGGCAAAUCAUAUCUCUCUGAGCAUGAGAAAAUUCAUACAGGAGAGAAACCCUUUGAAUGUAACCAAUGUGGAAGAGCCUUCAGCCAGAAGCAAUACCUCGUCAAACAUCAGAAUAUCCAUAGUGGAAAGAAACCCUUUAAAUGUAAUGAGUGUGGAAAAGCCUUUAGCCAGAAAGAAAACCUCAUUAUCCAUCAAAGAAUUCAUACUGGAGAGAAACCUUAUGAAUGUAAAGGGUGUGGGAAAGCUUUCAUUCAGAAGUCAAGCCUCAUUAGGCAUCAGAGAAGUCAUACAGGAGAGAAACCUUAUAUAUGUAAAGAAUGUGGAAAAGCUUUCAGUGGCAAAUCAAACCUCACAGAGCAUGAGAAAAUUCAUAUUGGAGAGAAACCCUAUAAAUGUAAUGAAUGUGGAACAAUCUUUAGGCAGAAGCAGUACCUCAUUAAACAUCACAAUAUUCAUACAGGAGAGAAACCCUAUGAAUGUAAUAAAUGUGGGAAAGCCUUCUCUCGAAUCACAUCACUUAUUGUACAUGUGAGAAUUCAUACAGGUGAUAAGCCUUAUGAAUGUAAAAUAUGUGGGAAAGCCUUCUGUCAAAGCUCAUCUCUUACUGUGCAUAUGAGAAGCCAUACAGGUGAGAAGCCCUAUGGUUGCAAUGAAUGUGGAAAAGCCUUCUCUCAGUUCUCAACUCUUGCUUUGCAUAUGAGAAUCCAUACUGGAGAAAAACCUUAUCAGUGUAAUGAAUGUGGGAAAGCUUUUAGCCAGAAGUCACAGCUUACCACACAUCAGAUCAUCCAUACUGUUGAGAAACCCUAUGAGUGUAAGGAAUGUGGAAAGGCCUUUAGACAUCCCUCAAGACUCAGUCAUCAUCAGAAAAUUCAUUCUGGCAAGAAACCGUUUGAAUGUAAGGAAUGUGGAAAAACCUUUAUUUGUGGCUCAGACCUUACCCGACAUCACAGAAUUCACACUGGUGAGAAACCCUAUGAAUGUAAAGAAUGUGGGAAGGCCUUCAGCAGUGGCUCCAACUUCGCUCGACAUCAGAGAAUUCACACUGGUGAGAAGCCCUAUGAAUGUAAAGAAUGUGGGAAGGCCUUCAGUAGUGGCUCAAACUUUACUCAACAUCAGAGAAUUCAUACAGGGGAGAAACCCUAUGAGUGUAAGAUAUGUGGGAAUGCCUUUAGUCAAAGCUCGCAACUUAUUAAACAUCAGAGAAUCCACACGGGUGAGAAACCCUAUGAAUGUAAGGAAUGUGAAAAGGCUUUUCGUUCUGGCUCAGACCUUACUCGACAUCAGAGAAUUCAUACUGGUGAGAAGCCCUAUGAAUGUAAGAUAUGUGGGAAAGCCUAUUCUCAGAGUUCACAACUUACUAGUCAUCAUAGAAUUCAUACUAGUGAGAAGAAACCCUAUGAAUGUAAGGAAUGUGGGAAGGCCUUUAGAGUACGCCAACAACUUACAUUUCAUCAUCGAAUUCAUACUGGUGAGAAACCUUAUGAAUGUAAGGAAUGUGGGAUGGCAUUUAGACAGACAGCACAUCUUACUCGACAUCAGAGACUUCAUUCUGGUGAAAAACUCUAUGAAUGUAAGGAAUGUGGGGAAUCUUUCAUGUGUGGCCCAGAACUUAGAGUACAUCAGAAAAUUCAUAUUGGUGAGAAACCCUAUGUAUGUAAAGAAUGUGGGAAGGCCUUCAGAGUUCGUGGACAACUUACUCUCCAUCAGAGGAUUCAUACUGGUGAGAAACCCUAUGUAUGUACAGAAUGUGGGAAAGCCUUUAGGCAGUAUGCACAUCUUACUCGACAUCAGAAGCUUAAUAUUGCUGACAAACUCUAUGAAUGUAAAGAAUGUGGGAAGGCCUUUUUGUGUGGGUCUGGCCUUAGAGUACAUCACAAACUUCAUACUGGGGAGAAACCCUAUGAAUGUAAAGAAUGUGGGAAGGCCUUUAGAGUACGACAACAACUGACACUCCAUCAGAGAAUUCAUACUGGUGAGAAGCCGUAUGAAUGUAAGGAAUGUGGAAAGACUUUUAGUCGUGGUUAUCAUCUUAUUCUUCAUCACAGAAUUCAUACUGGUGAGAAACCUUAUGAAUGUAAGGAAUGCUGGAAGGCCUUUAGUCGUUACUCACAACUUAUUUCACACCAGAGUAUUCAUAUUGGUGUUAAACCCUAUGACUGUAAGGAAUGCGGGAAAGCCUUUAGACUACUCUCACAACUUACACAACAUCAGAGUAUUCAUAUUGGUGAGAAACCCUAUAAAUGUAAGGAAUGUGGGAAGGCCUUUAGAUUGCGCCAAAAACUUACGCUACAUCAGAGCAUUCAUACUGGUGAAAAACCUUUUGAAUGUAAGGAAUGUAGGAAAGCCUUUAGACUUAAUUCAUCUCUUAUUCAACAUCUGAGAAUUCAUUCUGGUGAGAAACCUUAUGAAUGUAAGGAAUGUAAGAAGACCUUUAUCCGUCGCUCAACACUUAGUCAACACCUGAGAAUUCAUACUGGUGAGAAACCUUACAAAUGUAAGGAAUGUGGGCAGGCCUUUAGACAGCGUGCACACCUUAUCAGACAUCACAAACUUCAUACUGGUGAGAAACCCUAUGAAUGCAAGGAAUGUGGGAAGGCCUUUACAGUCCUCCAAGAACUGACUCAGCAUCAGAGACUUCAUACUGGUGAAAAGCCCUAUGAAUGUAAGGAAUGUGGAAAGGCCUUUAGAGUACAUCAGCAACUCGCUCGACAUCAGAGAAUUCACACUGGCGAGAAGCCCUAUGAAUGUAAGGCAUGUGGGAAGACCUUUAGGCAGUGUACACACCUUACUCGACAUCAAAGACUUCAUACUUCUGAGAAGCUCUAUGAAUGUAAGGAAUGUGGGAAAGCCUUCGUAUGUGGUCCAGACCUUAGAAUACAUCAGAAAAUACAUUUUGGGGAGAAACCCUAUGAAUGUAAGGAAUGUGGAAAGACUUUUAGGAUAUGUCAACAGCUUACUGUCCAUCAAAGUAUUCAUACUGGUGAGAAACCCUAUGAAUGUAAGGAGUGUGGGAAGACUUUUAGAUUAAGGCAACAACUUGUUCGCCAUCAGAGAAUUCAUACUCGUGAGAAACCCUAUGAAUGUAUGGAGUGUUGGAAGACCUUUAGUAGUUACUCACAACUUAUUUCCCAUCAGAGCAUUCAUAUUGGUGAGAGACCUUAUGAAUGUGAAGAAUGUGGGAAGGCCUUUAGACUGCUGUCACAACUUACUCAACAUCAGAGUAUUCAUACUGGUGAGAAACCUUAUGAAUGUAAGGAAUGUAGAAAACCUUUUCGACUGCUCUCACAACUUACUCAACAUCAGAGUAUUCAUACUGGAGAGAAACCUUAUGAAUGUAAGGAAUGUGGUAAAGCUUUUAGACUUUAUUCUUUUCUUACUCAACAUCAGAGAAUUCAUACUGGUGAGAAACCCUACAAAUGUAAGGAAUGUAAGAAGGACUGUGGGAAAUCCUUUAGUCGUGGCUCACUUGUUACUCGACAUCAGAGGAUUCACACUGGUGAAAAACCCUAUGAAUGUAAAGAAUGUGGCAAGGCUUUUAGUUGUAGUUCGUAUUUUUCUCAACAUCAGAGGAUUCACACUGGUGAGAAACCCUAUGAAUGUAAGGAAUGUGGAAAGACCUUUAAUUAUUGCUCAAACCUUAAUGAUCAUCAGAGAAUUCACACUGGUGAAAAACCCUAUGAAUGUAAAGUAUGUGGAAAAGCCUUUACUAAGAGUUCACAACUUUUUCCACACCUGAGAAUUCAUACUGGUGAGAAACCUUAUGAAUGUAAGGAAUGUGGGAAAGCCUUUACUCAACAUUCAAGGCUUAUUCAGCAUCACAGAAUGCACACUGGUGAGAAACCUUAUGAGUGUAAGGAAUGUGGGAAGGCCUUUAGUAGUGCCUCAACACUUACUAACCAUCACAGAAUUCACACUGGCAAGAAACUCUAUGAAUGUAAAGAAUGUGGAAAGGCCUUUAUUCAGAGCUCAGAACUUAUUCAACAUCAGAGAAUCCAUACAGGUGAAAAACCAUAUGAAUGUAAUGAGUGUGGAAAGGCUUUUAAUAAAGGCUCAAACCUUACUCGUCAUCAAAGAAUUCACACUGGUGAGAAACCUUAUGACUGUAAAGAAUGUGGAAAGUCCUUUGGUAGUCGCUCUGACCUCAUCCGCCAUGAAGGAACUCAUAAUGGAUAAAAACCCUAUGAAUGUAAGAAAUGUGGAAAGGUCUUUAGUCAGAAUUCACAAUUUCUUCAACAUCAGAGAAUUCAUAUUGGCGAAAAAUCUUAUGAAUGUAAAGAGUGUGGGAAAUUCUUUAGCUGUGGCUCACAUGUUACUCGACAUCUGAAAAUUCAUACAGGUGAAAAACCCUUUGAAUGUAAAGAAUGUGGAAAGGCCUUCAGCUGUAGCUCAUACCUUUCUCAGCAUCAGAGAAUUCAUACAGGUAAGAAACCCUAUGAAUGUAAGGAAUGUGGGAAGGCCUUUAGUUAUUGCUCAAAUCUUAUUGACCAUCAGAGAAUUCACACUGGUGAAAAACCCUAUGAAUGUAAAGUAUGUGGAAAAGCCUUUACUAAGAGCUCACAACUUUUUCAGCAUGUGAGAAUUCAUACAGGUGAGAAACCCUAUGAAUGCAAGGAAUGUGGCAAAGCUUUCACUCAGAGCUCAAAGCUUGUACAGCAUCAGAGAAUUCAUACAGGUGAGAAACCGUAUGAGUGCAAAGAAUGUGGCAAGGCCUUUAGUAGUGGCUCAGCACUUACUAAUCAUCAGAGAAUUCACACGGGAGAGAAACCCUAUGAUUGUAAGGAAUGUGGGAAGGCUUUUACUCAGAGCUCACAACUUCGUCAACAUCAGAGAAUUCAUGCUGGUGAGAAACCUUUUGAAUGUCUUGAAUGUGGGAAAGCCUUUACUCAGAACUCACAGCUUUUUCAACAUCAAAGAAUUCAUACAGAUGAAAAACCAUAUGAAUGUAAUGAAUGUGGAAAGGCCUUUAAUAAAUGCUCAAACCUUACUCGACAUCUCAGAAUUCAUACUGGUGAAAAGCCCUUUAACUGUAAGGAAUGUGGAAAGGCAUUUAGUAGUGGCUCAGAUCUCAUUCGUCAUCAGGGAAUUCAUACGGGAAAGAAACCUCACACGUGUGAGGAAUGUGGGAAGGACUUCAGCCGGAGCUCAAACUUGUCCAUCCAUCGGCGAGUGCACACAGGUGAGAAGCCCUAUAGAUGCAGUGUGUGUGGGAAGGACUUCAGCCGCAGCUCCAACCUCUCCAUCCACCAGCGCAUCCACACAGGUGAGAAACCCUUCAGCUGCCGUGAGUGUGGAAAGGACUUCAGCCGCAGGGCAGCCCUGCAGAUCCACCAGAGUGUCCACACAGGAAGGAAGCCCCACGCCUGUGAGGUAUGUGACAGGCGCUUCACCUCGCGCUCUGCACUGGCUCGACACCAGCAGGGCCAUGCAGGAGACAAGGCCUAUCUGUGCGACACAUGUGGCCGGGGCUUCAGCCAGAGAGCCAACCUCUACCUGCACCAGCGUGUUCACACGGGAGAGAGGCCAUUCCGGUGCGAGGCCUGUGGGAAAUGCUUCAGCUGGAGCAAGGACCUGGGUAUCCACCGGAGAGUCCACACGGGUGAGCGGCCCUACAGAUGUGCGGCUUGUGGCAGGGACUUCAGGCAUCACUCAGCCCUCAAGAGGCACCAGAGGGUGCACACAGGGGAGAAGCCGUACCCCUGUGCUAUAUGUGGGAAGGGCUUCAGUCAGAGAGUCCACCUGAAGAUGCACCAGAAGGUGCACUGACGGGAGAGGCUUCCAGGAUUGGGCUCUGCACGUGUAGGUAUCUUCCAUGGGCAGGGCCAGUGCCAGGGCAUAAGUGCUGAGGUGCACAACAUGGAUCAGGCUUAA